Molecule: messenger RNA, 654 nt
Organism: Nakaseomyces glabratus
Lineage: Eukaryota; Fungi; Ascomycota; Saccharomycetes; Saccharomycetales; Saccharomycetaceae
Gene: OCA6
Product: protein-tyrosine-phosphatase
Biological process (GO): protein dephosphorylation
Molecular function (GO): phosphatase activity
Source: RefSeq, a predicted model, not a curated record
AUGUCUCUGAUAACACCAUUGCAAUUCAGUACUGUUCAGCCCAAUUUGUAUAGAGGUAGCUACCCUCGAGAGCUGAAUAUCCCGUUUUUACGGUCUCUGAGACUCAAGUAUGUAGUAUCUCUGACGCCGCAUUCUUUGGCGGAAGACCCAGUUAUGAGUCGGUUUUGCACAGAGGAUGGUAUUGAGAUGAUACAUAUACUGUGUCAAGAUGAGAAGAAGAGCAAGGAUAAGACUAAACCUAAAGUCAAGAGGAAGAAGAAGACUGUUCCAAUUGAAUACACUGUAGUUGAGGAAUGUGCCCGAUUUCUAGUUGACAAGCAGCAUUAUCCUUGCUACAUGCAUUGCACAAAUGGUGAGUUGAUUACUUCCUUGGUUGUGGCAUGCCUAAGGAAACUAUCAUACUGGAGCACAGUCUCAAUUCUGAAUGAAUUUUUAGCAUAUAAUUCCAGCAUAAACAUCCAUGAGCGUAACUUCAUUGAGAACUUCAGCUCAGAGAUACAAAUAGAGAAUGUUGAUCUGAGGAACAAAGUUCCAUGGAUGGCCAUUCAAGUAGUCAAGAAGAGAGAUAAGAAGGAUAUAGAUGAUGGAAAGCAUGAUGAUAGUCCUUCACCGAUGCCAAAACCAUUGCCCAAAUUGACAUUCCAUAGCGUUUAA